AUGCCUUACGUUUUGUCUCUUACAGAUGAUUUCGAUAUGGCCUUGUUGCAGAAGUCUCUCAAGCAGCGACAACGCCAUGCCGUUCGAAACAGCGGACACGUUGCAAAGCUGACACCUGCCGAAAUCCGGUCUCUCAACCACAACGCCCUCGCCUCAGCAACUGGUAGUCAGUCUAGUGCAAGAGGGUCGAUGCACUCGACCUCAAGGCGCUCAACUAAUGCAACGCCACCCACCACACCGGAGGAUCAUUCUCCUAUAAACCAGGCACAAAAGCACCGCGACUCGAUUUCUCGAAGGUCGACGGUAGACGUCCCAACACCACCUCAUACUCCAAGCGGCCAUCGAAGACUGUCACAAUCCAGCACCCGUAGCCACAGUCAUACCCCGAUCCAAGGUCAUGCUCACGGCCACAUUUAUGCUCCUAGACCUCGAAGUCAUGGUCAUGCCGCGUUCAUGGCUGCAAAUGGGCUAUCCUCGCGGCCAUCGAGCUCAGGUUCUGGAUCUUCGAUGUAUCGUGGGCUUCCCACCUACCGCGGUCCCGAAGUUACUCACCUUGGGUCAAUGAACAUGCUUCAACGACCAGCCGCCGAUAUUGUGUCAAAUCCUCUUUCCUAUUUCUCCAGACCUCGCCAAAGCACCAUUAGUACCUCACCGGAUCGCCCUCGACCUCCCCAGGAAAUGCCAGGCAAUCAAGCUCAGAGUCUCCGCAACAAUUCCAUUUCCAACGUCAGUGCGAUAUCUUCCCGACCUGACAGUCCGCCCAGAACAACAGAUUCCCCUGUGUCGAUGAUGGUCAACGAUACCGAGCAAUUUCCAUCCCUGGACCCUGCUGACGAUCCACAUAACCAGCCCAAAAUUCAAAGUGACGACGAGCAACUUGCCGAUACUGUUCAACGACAAACUGAGCAACCGGCCAGUGAGUUACCAGCUCAAUCAGUUACGGAGUCACCACCAGCGGUCGAAAGAGCUCCGGAAACUCCUAAAAAGGAGCCGAAAAAGCGGUUCACUCUCAAUGGUGCCCUUUUUGGUGGUGACAAAUCUCACACCGACAGUCCGGAGAGCGUGGGCAAAUUGAAAAAGCUUCGGAAACGUACUUUAUCUUUGGGCGGCAAGAGCCCUGACAAAGAAAAGUUUCAAGCCCGAGAAGCCCCGACAGAAGACCAAACACCCGUGGUCACUUCUCCUACCCAGGUCGAUGGAGCAACAAUAGAAGAUGACAACAUGACAGCACAUCCUGUGGUAGGCCCGCUCUCUGUCACAAUCCCCAGCGAGUGGAAGGGAAAGCAAAAGGAAAUCUAUUCUGCCCCAGUCUAUGCCAGAUGCGCUUGCUGCGGGAAAUUGAAGAGACCAUCGGGUUAUGGCAGCGAGCUGAGCCCAGUGUUGGAAAAUGAAAACUUGCGCACGAAGUUCAGUUUCGAGAUGGAGAGAACGCCCGAGAGCUCGAAAAGAAAGAGCUCGGAUAGCAUUGGGGGAAAAUAUACACCUAUCAUUCCGAUAGGGGCUGGUGAAGACGACACCCGACAAGCUACCAUCGAACCGCCCACUACACCUACAAACACUGUGCAGUCGCCAAGAGAGAAGGCCAUGUCAAGUCCAAGAAGAGCGAAGCGUCUCUCAGAUCCUCCCAAGUUUGUCCGCUUCGCCAGUCUGCAUGGUCGACGCAACGACACCUCUGUCAUCGAUGAAGAAGAAGAGACCGAAAUCAUGGAGAGUGCUCCUUUGAUGAGCGACGGUGACAAUCUAGGCAACGAGGUCAUAGUCAAUGACCUGGUCAUGCACGAUGAUGCUCUGACGAAUCGACCCAUAAUCACGGAUGCUGUGGAUGUUAUUCCGGCGCAGACUGCAGAAGUUGAACAGAGACCGGUUAUUCUUACCACAGCGGAAAUCUCCCACCGUGAUUCACAUGCAGGGUCGGACUCGGAUAUUUUCUUUACUCCAGCCCGAGGCACAACUCCAGUGUCUGACAGCGUCAAAUUCAAGAAAGAAAAAGAGAAGGACAAAGAGCCGAAUCCAACAGAAGAAGGAAACAUACUCUUGUCCUUGCCACAGCCUUCACUGGGGCCGAACUUUGCACGUAAUAGCGAGGUUCUCAAGAAUUAUGUUCUUGCCCGUUCGACAAGUCUGGUCUUUUCCGACGCUGGUGAGAAGACCGAUCUCGGUGCAGACGAGCCCAAUACGCUGCCAGCUGGGAAGGGUCAUCUGCAACCUACCAUGGAGGGCGUUCACAAACUCGACACUGCAAAUUCAAAUGAUCAGAAGUGGGCUGCUGAGAUCAUGGCGGUCUGA
Messenger RNA from Exophiala spinifera, 2286 nucleotides. RefSeq lists its product as uncharacterized. The transcript has a single exon. The coding region runs from base 1 to 2286 and encodes 761 amino acids. The record is from RefSeq and is a predicted model, not a curated record. Lineage: Eukaryota; Fungi; Ascomycota; Eurotiomycetes; Chaetothyriales; Herpotrichiellaceae.